Aspergillus nidulans FGSC A4 is the source of this 3033-nucleotide messenger RNA. RefSeq names its product WD repeat protein. Lineage: Eukaryota; Fungi; Ascomycota; Eurotiomycetes; Eurotiales; Aspergillaceae. The coding region runs from base 1 to 3033 and encodes 1010 amino acids. The transcript has 8 exons. The record is from RefSeq and is a predicted model, not a curated record.
AUGGCACGCAAAUUAAGCCACCAAAGGGUCACUUAUGUGCUCCCUCCCUCUGAUGCACCCGGUGGUCAUCGGCUGGGCGUCAAUGGCUUAGCGAUCGACUCAGCGAGUUCCAUUCUUUACUCGGCUGGUCGCGAUGGAGUGAUAUGCUCAUGGGACCUUGACCUUCCCUCUCUUACCUCGUCUUCGUCCUCAGCCCGGCAACCUGGUCCUACAAAGUUUCGAAACCAGGUCCAGGCGCAUACGCAUUGGGUCAACGAUAUUGUCUUAACACAAAACAACUCUGCCCUCGUUACGGCUUCGUCUGACACUACGGUCAGGUUAUGGCGGCCUCACUCCGAGUCCACUGAUGUCCCGGAGCCGAUUGGUAAACACACUGACUACGUUAAGGCUCUUGCGAGCCCGGGUUCCCAUUCGACCUGGGUUGCAUCAGGUGGCUUGGAUCACAAGGUCAAUCUGUGGGACCUCAAUGGAAAUGGGCAAAUCCUCAGUAUAGGCGCGUCGGGCGCGGAGCGGAGUGCCAAGGGCUCUGUUUACGCUUUGGGCGCUGUAUCCUCCGUCAUUGCCAGCGGAGGGCCGGAGAAAUUGGUGAGGGUGUGGGAUCCAAAGUCCGGAAAAUUAAUCACCAAGUUUGUCGGACAUACGGAUAAUAUCCGGGACAUUCUCAUUAACAGUGAUGGCGAUACAAUCAUGACGGCUUCGUCCGACCAAACCGUCAAGAUCUGGUCUCUGACGGCGGGUAGAUGCAUGCACACGUUGACCAUGCAUAACGACAGUGUCUGGUCGCUGUACUCUAACCAUCCGAAUUUAUCUGUCUUUUAUUCCAGUGACCGGUCCGGCUUGGUUGCCAAGACCGAUACAAGAAAUGUUUCUGAUAUUGAACAGGGUAUCUGCGUGGCUGCAUUGCAAGAGCACGAGGGAGUAGUCAAAGUCGUGGCAGCUGGAGACUAUAUCUGGACUGCAACACCGAAAUCCAGUAUCAAUCGCUGGAGCGAUGUCGAUACGGCUGCUGAGAUCGAUGCUCCCAGAGCCCGUGGUGGUCCAGACUCUGACGCUGCACAGUCAGAUGACAAGUCGCCGCCAAAGGAAAAGCCAACUAAGGUACCAUUUGAAUCGCUUUUACUUCUCUCAAACACAUCUACGCUACCUAGUUCACGGAUACCUCAAGGCGAUUCCGCCUCGAAUGGGCAGUCAUCCUCACCACGGCAGGAUAUCGAUGAUGAGCUGGGCCUCACGCUUCCCGCUUAUUCUCUGCCUGAGGAGACAGUGGAAGGUCAGCAUGGACUGAUCAAGUACUGUCUCUUGAAUGACCGGAAACGUACACUAACCCAAGAUUCCGCGGGCGAAGUUGUUUUGUGGGACCUGCUUAGGUGUGUACCUAUCAAGUCAUUCGGCAAGCGUCAUAUGGACGAUGUGGAAUUAGAGGUCAACACUAAUGAGAGCGUUGCGCACUGGUGCACGAUCGAUAUUCGGACGGGGAGGUUGUCUGUAAUACUCGAACCAGGCCGGUGCUUCGACGCGGAGAUUUACGCAGAUGAGGCUGAUCUAGCGGACUAUUCACAAAUCCGCGAAGACCAAAGAUUGAACCUGGGGAAAUGGGUCCUCCGAUGGCUCUUCGCUCCAUUGGUGGAUGAACUUGUCAAGCGUGAUGCUGAGUACCGUGCCGAAGCGAAAGCCCGAGCAGAGGAGAUGGUCAAAUCUCAUAGCGUGUCCGCGCCAGUGGAUAUUCCUGGGAAGUUGACCGUGCCAAUACCAUCAGACCCGUCUGCCGUUCCGGGACGUGAUUCGAUUGCCAGUCCUACAACUCCCUUUAGCAUAGGCUUAGCAACAACCCCUGGUUCAUUGACCUCGUCGGUGCUCAACCAUGGACAUAGCUACAACAACCUGGGAAUGUCUCCUGGGGAAUCUUACGAUCAUUUGACGUCGCAUCAUAGUGUCGAUAUGGCUCGGAGCUCAAUGUCGGAUAGGUCAAGUGACUACUUUUCGUCCCCGAAAUCGCAUGCAGCGAUCGAUAGUGACAAGCCGUUGCCUACACCGGGCGAGCAGACGCCAACUCCCGCUGCAGCCAGUGAGCCUGAUAAAGAGGAGCGUAAAAAGGGCGGCUCACUCUUUGGCAAGAAGUUCCGAAUGGACUUUCCCAAGAAGCUAGGACGCACUUCGUCUGAAGUCAAGCCCCAGAUCCAGGAGGAGAAGGCGGAGGAACCAGAAAAGACGUCGGUGAAAGAAGAGAAAGUUUUCGAGAACAAUCUCAGCGGCUUGAUUGAUCGGACGCGUCAUGAGUAUGAGGAAUACCUCACCGCUAAUCCGGGCCAGGAGUUAGUAUCUGCAUUUACACCUAGCGACGAGAGCGAAGCACCAGCGCUGGAUAUACCGGCCCGCACGGUGGUUUUUAUUCAGGAAGAGUCAGGAGACUCCGUCGUGGCUUCGGAUAUCUACAGGGGUACUCUGGAGAAUAUCAGUCAGGAUCGAGAGAAGCUUGAGAAGACGGUGCCGUUAUGGCUAGGCGAUCUGCUGCUGAAGAACCAAAUGCCUAUCAAGGAGCCUGUCAAAAUCGCAUUUACGCUAAGGCCCUACGAUGACCUAUUGCCCCCUGUCGUCAAACCAGAGACACCAAGCCUCAAUGGCACAUCCAACAACUCCCGUCUGAAUGCGAACCGGAUGCUUCGAGCCAAGAAGAUCCUGGCGUACGUAUCAGAACGCAUUGAAGAGCCAACCAACGACCCGCUGCAGGACGCACUCAAACCGGAGGAGUACCUUGAGCUGUACUGCCAGAACAAGCUCAUACCCCCAAAUAUGACCCUCGCCACCAUCAGGGUCACUCACUGGCGAAACGCCACUGACAUGGUCCUUCACUACAAGGCCAACGGUAAGAAGGCGAUCCGGCUGAUAGGAUCUGCGAAUGACGCCAACGGUCAGGGUGAAGCCCAAUCCAACCAGCAAUCUCAGUCGGAAUCAUGUGCGGUCCCUAAUGGUGAGGAAGCGAGUGCUUCACAUGGCAGCACAGCUUCAGGUUCGGUGUCUACAAACAUUAAUUGA